UACAUGCAGCUGCUGGAAAGGGGCUAUCUGACACAAUAACCUUUCUCUUAGAUCAAGAUGCCGAUAUUAAUGCAGCCGACGAGGCAGGCUACUCUUCUUUGUUGGACGCUCUUUACAAUGGGCGUGGGGAUGCUGCUUGGGGGUUUUGAUCAGCCAAAAUUGAGAUUUAAGAAUGAGAUCCACAAACGAACUUGUCCUUGGGGAGGAGGAUGUGUUCAUGCAAGCUGCCAAAGAAGGGCUCACAAAUGUGUUGCAACUCGUUAUGGAAAGAGGAUUCUCUGCAAUUGAUACAGGAUAUAGAUGUUGUAUGACACUCCUGACCGCAGCGGCUGGGGGUGGCCAUUACGACACAGUCGUUUUACUGCUAGAUAAAGGAGCUAACAUAAAUUGCGGUAUUGCAACACAAAUUACAGAAAUGGAAUGUGACAAUAGUGACGGUGAGAGUGAAGAUGGCGAAGGAGAUGAGGAAGACGAGUACAAUCCAGAGGACUGUAUUUCGCCAUUGAAUCAUGCCUUGUUUGCGAAGCACAUCGAAGUAGCAAAACUUCUGAUCAAACGUAGUGCCAUCAAGUCCGCCUGUAAGAGAGACGGCAUUGAUAUUAGCACUCUUGCAGACCUUGCUGCCAACGAUGCGGAUCUUGCCCAACUGCUCUCUGAUAAUGGCGUUAACCUCGUCAAGGUGGAAGAUGACAAAACUCCACUAAUAUCAGCCCUUUCCAAAAGAGAAUAUCUUUCUAUUCCCCGUCUUUUGGAGAAAGGUGCGGAUGUCAAUGCAAGGGAUGAAAGAGGGGAUACUGCGCUUUCUAUCCUUCUACAGUCCGCAGCACCCAUUCGUGCGAUGGAACUUGUGAAGCUCCUAAUGGAGUACGGUGCCGACAUCAACAUCAAGAAUGGCAGGUCUGAAACGCCCCUUCAGAUAGCUUGUUCUGCGAAUUUAGAUAAAGUAGCUGAACUUUUUCUGGAACUUGGCUGUGAACCAAACGUUCAUGAUGCUAACUGGUAUUUUUCUCCACUUUAUUAUGCCGCUCAACACGAUAAUAGUCGACUUGUCAAGACAUUGCUUCACUACGGUGCAUGUCCUGAAGAGAAAUCUUAUGGAGAGAAAUCGACGCCCUUACAUGCAGCCGCAAGUUCAAAUAGUUUGGAUGCUGCAAAACUGUUAUUGGAAUACGGUGUGAAUGUGGAGGCCAAAAACUCGUCGGGUAGUGCGGCCUUAAUUGAAGCAGUAGGUGUUGGUCGUUUACCCAUGGUCGAGCUUUUGAUACGUCAUGGAAGUAAUGUUCAUACAAAGGACAAAUAUCCCUUCCUUUUCAUGCUCAGACGCCGUUGCAUUUUGCCGCAAAAGAUGGUAACACAAAGUUCUGUUAUUGAGUGGCUCCUUGAGCAAGGAGCGGACUUGACAUCCCUGGACAAGGAAGAUCGGUCGCCUCUUCAUGCUGCCGCUUACGAAGGCUGCGCAAGUUCCGUUGAGUUAUUGAUUGAACAUGGUGCAUAUGUUCAUUCAGCUGACAUGUGGGGUUGGAAACCCUUGUAUUUUGCUGCUGCCGGAGGACAAUUUGGAAGCUGUGAAAUUUUGGCGCAAAAUAGAAUCGAUGUUGGUGCUGAAGACAUAAAAGGAAGAACCGCCCUCCUCCUAGCAGCAAAGUAUGGUUGCAGAGAGGCCGUCGAAUCUCUUAUUCAUCAUGAAGGCGACGUGAAUGCCACACCUCCUAAUGGGCAAACAAUUUUAGGAGCGAUAGCAGAAAGUUAUCUCUUGGACAAGCACUUAAUAGAAGCGUUUCUUGAGAGUGGUUGCGACCUGCAUGUUGUUGAUAAAGUAACUGGUCGAACAGUUUUACAUUUCGCUGCAACAUCGGGGAAUGUCACUGCUCUGAAUCAUAUUUUGGAUCAGGGCUGGACAUUGAGUAUCUUUUGGACGAUCUUUUUCGAGGCUGUUGAAUCCGAUUGGAAUGUACUGAAUCUGGCCGAGGAGCUACCGACAUCUACAUCGUCAGAUUUCGCGAACGGGUCCCAAAUCAUUGCCGAUUCUGGUUCUUUGAAUAACGAUGCUUCUGGGGAUCGAGAAGUAUCUUCGGAGUUAACGGGAAAUUCCACCGCUGAGAUUGCCGUUUCUCAUUUCGAAGCAGAUGAGCUUGCGGCUUCGUUUCCCGCCAAGGAAACAAUAGAUUACCAGUACGUUUUUCGUCACAGUCCCGCUUUAGAGAAAGUAGCCAAAGUUCUUCUGAAGCAGGGAAGUAACGUUCAGCUUACGGAUAUAGAUGGAAACACACCAUUACAUUUCACAGUAAACUUGCCAAGACUUCUCAAGAAAAUUGUAAAUAACGGUGGAGAUGUUAAUGCCGUGAAUGUAAACGGUUUCACUCCCCUUGAUCGUGCUUGUUUUUCAGAAAACAAGUCAACACUUGAUGCCAUGAAGCUUCUUUUGAAAGCAGGUGUUGACAUUCAUCGCAGUGAUAACCUGGGGAACACACCUCUGCAUAUUGCUGUCUCAGAAUAUAGUUUAGAAAAAGUUUUCGAUCUUUUUAUUGAAUAUGGGGGCGAGUUUAAGGCUUCCAAUCUGCUAGGAAGAACAUGUCUACACUUAAUGAGCAGGUUCUGUUUCUGCAGUACCAAUUCUAUUGACAAAGUCCUACUGCAUGGAGGGCAAGUCAACGCUAUUGAUGAGCUCGGUAAUACCCCUCUGCAUCUUGCCCUACAGGAAAAUAACGUGGUUAUGACAAAAGGCUUGCUGAAGCAUGGCGCUGAUCCUGGAGCUGUUGAUUCUAAAGGAAGCACGCCUCUGCACGUGGGUUGCUUUUCAGGGAGCUGGGAAGCUGUUUCAGUCGUGAUUAAUUACAAAAGCAAUCUUGAGGCUAAAGACGACAAAGGAUGCACUCCCCUUCAUAUCUGCACAGUGUUUCAUCAGAACUGCUGUGCGCUUCAACUGGUUAGAAAAGGAGCGGAUUUAGAGGCCAAAGACAGUGAAGGAAGCACUCCUCUCCAUAUCGCCUCUGCUUUUAGUGACGUAUCCACGGUCAGUUUGCUUCUGGAGCACUGGGCGAGUGUUGAAUCAAAGGAUUCUGAAGGCGGCAUUCCCUUACACACCGCUGCUGCACUUGGCAAGGUAGAAGUCGUGCGGGUCUUAAUUGAUGCUGGAAGCGAUGUCAAUGCGUCUGACGUUGGUGACGAUACACCGCUGCAUGUGUCUGCAGGCUCUGGUUACACGGAGGAAGUCCGCUUGGUGCUGGAUAAUGGGGCAGAUUUAAAUGCCAUGGAUAAAGAAGGCCGUACACCAACUGAAUGUGCAAAAUUGUUUGGUCAUGAAGAGAUAGAACAGUGCCUUGUGGAAAGGCGGUCAUUGACUGCGUGACAUUCAUAAUUGUAGCAGCCAGUAUUGAAACGGCUUUUGUUCUAUUGGUAUUUUGAGGUCAGACAUUUUUUGUAAAAGUAUACUUAUUUUGAAAGUCAGUUGAAGCGUAUACCCGCGGCUGUGGGUAAAGAAACCCGUGCAUCAGCUGUAUUGCGUAAAUGAUGUGAUCAGCAAUGUGGAAGAUCAUGUCGAUGCUAUCAGCACGAAGAUUAAUCAAAGGAUCGGCCUAAUCAAGAGAAUCAGGAAUGUAUUGCCACUACAAACUAGAGUUACCUUGUAUAAUACCCUAAUCCUCCCUCUUUUUGACUACGGAGAUGUUAUAUGGGGGAACAAGAAUAAUGACACUAUAAUGUCAGAAUUACAGAAUAAAGCUGCUAAAAUUCUGCUGGGGCUCCCAUCUCGAGGCUCGUCAACCGAAGCACAGAGGAGUUUAGAUCUCAAGUCUUUCUCCGCAAGAAGGUUUUUUCAUCGCUGCAUUGCAAUCCACAAAUGUCUGAUCGGGGAAACUGAAUUUAACUUUAAUUUUAUCAAAAAUCAAGCUGUCCAUUCAUAUAACACAAGAUGUUCCAAUGAUCUUCGUUUACCCCUUCCUCGAACUAACUGGGGUAAACAAACAUUUAUUUAUCAAGAUGCGAAAGACUGGAAUAGUCUUCCAACUGAUUUAAAAAAAACAUCUGUUAUCUAUUUUUAAAUCCAAGCUAAAAAC
Molecule: messenger RNA, 4055 nt
Organism: Stylophora pistillata
Lineage: Eukaryota; Metazoa; Cnidaria; Anthozoa; Scleractinia; Pocilloporidae
Molecular function (GO): protein binding
Source: RefSeq, a predicted model, not a curated record